This is a messenger RNA of Cylas formicarius (sweet potato weevil), 679 nucleotides long. RefSeq names its product V-type proton ATPase subunit F-like. Gene Ontology annotation, biological process: proton transmembrane transport. Gene Ontology annotation, molecular function: proton-transporting ATPase activity, rotational mechanism. The transcript has 2 exons. Gene Ontology annotation, cellular component: proton-transporting V-type ATPase, V1 domain; membrane. The record is from RefSeq and is a predicted model, not a curated record. The coding region runs from base 82 to 567 and encodes 161 amino acids. Lineage: Eukaryota; Metazoa; Arthropoda; Insecta; Coleoptera; Brentidae.
UAUUGCGUGUGACAAGAAUCGACGUCGAAUCCUCAAAAAUUUGAAAAAUUCUCAGUAUGUGAAAGGGAAGACCGCCAAUAAAUGGAAUAUAAGGACGCUACAGAUGUCGAAGAAGAAGAAAACAGCGACUACUCCAAAGAGCACCCAUCGAAAGUCCACCCGUCACCUGAAUUGAUCGCUGUCAUCGGAGACGAAGAGACCUGCGUAGGUUUCAUAUUGGCUGGCACUGGACAACUGGACGAAUGGGACAAGCCGAAUUACCAUAUAGUCGGACCUCAUACCGACGACUACGAGGUAGAGCUGGCGUUCCAAUCUUUCGUCGACCGAAAAGAUGUCGCCAUCGUCUUGAUAACGAAGGAGGCGGCGGAAAAAAUCGCCUACACCUUGAAACGCUACAAAAAAAUUAUACCGGCGACGCUGGUUAUACCGGGACACAAUGGACCGUACGACGUUGACCUUCCGCUUAUCGUUGCCGAUAUCCAAAAGCGCAAGGAGAUGGCACUGACGAACAACAGGAGAUCGUCAAGUUCGUCGGUCAACUCUUUCCGUUCGAGCACGUCUUCGUGAAAAACUUGAUUAUUCUCGCGGUUUUGCAGGACGGUUACUUAGGCGCUUGCCAAGUGCUUAACUGGGGUUAAAUUAGAGAAAAGUUGUUGAACUUUAAUAACUUACAAAACAG